GUAGUAAGCACUUCGUAAAAACGCCUAUGCGUUUGUUUAUGGUGGUUAAUCGGAUACUAACCAAAGUAACUACUGUUACUAGAGUUGCAAAACAAAGCGUGUACCUAAGUACGGUACUUAAUAUUUUUUAAAUUUUAAAAAACGAGGUUCUUUAAGAGAAUGAAGGAGGAAAUCGCAGCUACUGUGUUCUUUAUCACUAGACUGGCCAAGAAACACGGGAAGCUGGACCGGCGCAGCAGGGAGAAGUUCGCGGUGGAGCUCACGUCGGUUCUCUUUGAGAAAUACAAGAGCCACUGGUACCCGGACAACCCGAGCAGAGGUCAAGCUUUUCGAUGUUUAAGGAUGAAUAAAGCACAGUGCAAGGAUGCAGUCUUGGAUCAAGCUUGUAGACGUAGUGACAUAGACUACGAUGACCUGGGAUUGCCAAAGGAGAUGACCAUUUGGGUGGAUCCCUUUGAGGUGUCAUGCAGGUAUGGUGAGAAGAGCUCCCCUUUCUGUGUGGCUCCACUGGAGAGCCAUCCAGAUGAUGGCGAGUUCUCCCGCUGGAUCAACAGUGCGGUGGAGAAGGCUUCCUCAGACUAUCACUCUGGGAGCUCCUCCGACGAGGAGUCUGGGACCUGUAACAGCAGCGUGAACAGCAGCCUUAGCAGUGGAAGCUCUCUUUCUGAGCACAAGAGCAUCCCCACCGUGAGCAAUCCCAACAGCGUCUACCAGGCCAGUGAAUUCUCCAAGCCGGUUGCACAGCCCUGGUCGCUCUACCCAAAGAGGAAGAUCUACUCUGGCGAUGGGUACCAGCAGCAUCAGACGCCUGUAUACUACCUACAGAACAAGCCCUUCAAGAACUAUAGGGCUUCAUUUGCCUUCUCUGGGCCACGUGUGGACCGGUACCACUGGGUCAGCAAGAAUCGUUCCUAGCAUGUGCUGCGGAUUCAGCCUCCCUCCCGGAUGGUGCUGAAGUGGUGCAAACUUUAAAUUUAAACCUAUAAAUCUAUGAAAUUAUUUAUGGGGCAAGGCCUUGCCUUUGAAGUACUUUUAUACCUAAAUUUUAUUAAACUCUUUUUAUGUCGUCUUAAACUGUAACUGCUCAAAAAAGGCUGAAAAAUAAAAGUGGCAUUUUAAACUGA
Molecule: messenger RNA, 1124 nt
Organism: Paramormyrops kingsleyae
Lineage: Eukaryota; Metazoa; Chordata; Actinopteri; Osteoglossiformes; Mormyridae
Gene: btg4
Product: B-cell translocation gene 4
Cellular component (GO): cytoplasm; nucleus
Source: RefSeq, a predicted model, not a curated record